AUUCGUUUUCAAAGUAAGGGUAUUUUUUUGUUUGUUUUAAUGUAGACUUUGACAAAUUCAAUGCUGGUAUGACCUUUUAGACCAGACUUUAGAAGAACCUUGUAUCGCAUUUCGUUUUUGGGCAGAGCACCAUCUCAUCUCAACCGUACAGACGGAGAAACAAACGUAGAAAGAAAUAUGUGCACGUUGGAGAAGAUAGGCAGCAUCUUUAUACUAAGCCUCACGGGCCCAGGUGAGCACAGGCUAAACCCAACUCUCAUCGAUGCUAUUCACUCAGCCCUACGCAGGGUCCGGUCCGAGGCCUCCUCAUCUUCUGCCCUGAUCACCACCGCCCACGGCAAGUUCUUCUCCAAUGGCUACGACCUCGAUUGGGCUGGGGCAUCCCAAUCCAGAGCCCUUCUUCUCGAUUCCAAUCUCAAAUCUCUCGUCGCUGACCUUAUAUCGCUCCCCGUGCCCACCAUAGCCGCCGUCUCCGGCCACGCCUCUGCCGCCGGAUUCAUUCUCGCUUUCAGCCACGACUACGUCCUCAUGAGGAAAGACAGGGGCUUCCUCUACAUGAGCGAGCUUGACAUUCGCCUCCCGAUCCCAACCUGGUUCGUGACUUUAAUCAAGUGCAAGGUCGGCGCUCCAGCGGCUCGGCGGCUUCUUCUUCUUACGGCGGCCAAGGUGACGGCUAAGGAAGCCGUGGAGAAGGGAAUAAUUGAUUCAGCGCACGAUAGCGCCGAGUCGACGGUUGCAGCGGCGGUUGGUCUGGCGAAGAAGUUAGUCGAGAGGAAGUGGGAUGGAGGCGUGUACGCUCAGAUAAGGAUGGAGCUGUUCUCUGAGGUUUUGGGCGAGAUUCGUGUGACCAACACUGGAUCGAGGCUAUGAUUGUUGGGCCGAGUCGGGUCUAGUGAAGGUCCAUGUAUUUUAUCAUAAAAUUUGUAUUUUAUAUUAAGAAUAAAAAUAAGAGUAUUUGUCACAUAAAUAA
This is a messenger RNA of Humulus lupulus (European hop), 970 nucleotides long. RefSeq names its product enoyl-CoA delta isomerase 1, peroxisomal. Gene Ontology annotation, molecular function: enoyl-CoA hydratase activity; delta(3)-delta(2)-enoyl-CoA isomerase activity. Lineage: Eukaryota; Viridiplantae; Streptophyta; Magnoliopsida; Rosales; Cannabaceae. The record is from RefSeq and is a predicted model, not a curated record. Gene Ontology annotation, biological process: fatty acid beta-oxidation. Gene Ontology annotation, cellular component: peroxisome. Bases 178 to 870 code for a protein of 230 amino acids. The transcript has a single exon.